UCAGGCUCAGUGUAAGCUAGCAAGUGCUGGCAAAAUGGCUUUAAUACUCAACCUCAAAUAUGUGGAACAUUUACGUGGAAAGACAGAACGAUUGGCAAAAGUUUCUUUUAGGGGUGUGUCCCACUACACAAAGAUUGUUGAAAAUGUUGAUGACACAGUCUGGUUUGAUGAGUCCUUUGAAUGGCCUGUGGCUCGUCCUAUUGAGAGUGAGGAGAUUAUUGACAUACAACUAUACAGCUACAACAAAUACCUCAGUAACAGGAGGCACACCCAGCACACAUCCUUUAUAUUUCUGUGCAAUAUCUUGAAAAGUAUGAUGCAAAACUUGAGAGUUCUCAAACAAAAGACAGUGUCUACAAAGGUGUUCCCUGCACUUCCCAGCUUCGUGUAUUUGAAGUCUUGA
This is a messenger RNA of Gigantopelta aegis, 403 nucleotides long. Its product is annotated as otoferlin-like. The transcript is spliced from 4 exons. NCBI's taxonomy places the organism in Eukaryota, Metazoa, Mollusca, Gastropoda, Neomphalida, Peltospiridae. The record is from RefSeq and is a predicted model, not a curated record. The coding region runs from base 35 to 403 and encodes 122 amino acids.